GCCCCGUAAAAGCCUCACGGUUCAAACAUUGGGCAGCCGAGGCUCAGGAAACUAUCGCCUCACCUGACUGAACUCAGGUUGCGCACGCCUUUAGGGUUUGCUUGCAGUUGGACUGUAGGAGAAGCCCGAUCUCUGUUCAGGCCAAAAUCAUUCAAUCAUUUCUUCUCCAAACGCUGCCUUUCCAUCCAUCUCUGAGUGCAAGCCAACAAAGCGAGGGAGAUGAUGUGAUGGAAAUCUGGUUUUUCUUGGUAAACCAGAGGGCCUCUUCUUUUUGGCAGCCGUGACGCAAUAAAAGACUUCUUUGAAACAUCUAAGCCAGUUCCUCUACCUGUGUUAAGUGAUUUCAAACAUUUAGGGUUGCUGAUAAAUUAUGGUCAAUGCCACUAAAGGAUUGUUCAUUUCAUGUGACAUACCCAUGGCACAAUUCAUCAUCAACAUGAAUGCUUCAAUGCCGGCAUCACAGAAAUUUAUAAUACACGUCCUGGAUAGCACUCAUCUGUUUGUGCAACCUCAUGUGGCUGAAAUGAUACGAAGUGCCAUUUCCGAGUUUAGAGAACAGAAUUCUUAUGAGAAGCCUGCUUGAUUGAGAUGUCGGCCCUUCUUUGAUGUCAAUACAGGAGCGGAGUCUGUUUUUCAUUACCUCCUAAGAACUGAGGGCUGCCAACAUAAGCCCCAUACUUACCUCUCAUUUAGUGAUGACUCCUCUCCCAUCUAUACGAGAUCUAAAUUGCAGUCUCUCUAUCAUUCUAUGUUCCCUAAAUAAUCUUAGGUCUCUUCUCAUAUUUAUAAAAGGAAAAUCGCAUAAACAAACUUCAAAAGCCA
Vitis riparia (riverbank grape) is the source of this 822-nucleotide messenger RNA. Its product is annotated as general transcription and DNA repair factor IIH subunit TFB5. Gene Ontology annotation, biological process: transcription initiation at RNA polymerase II promoter; transcription by RNA polymerase II; nucleotide-excision repair, preincision complex assembly. Lineage: Eukaryota; Viridiplantae; Streptophyta; Magnoliopsida; Vitales; Vitaceae. The coding region runs from base 371 to 583 and encodes 70 amino acids. Gene Ontology annotation, cellular component: transcription factor TFIIH holo complex; transcription factor TFIIH core complex. The record is from RefSeq and is a predicted model, not a curated record. The transcript is spliced from 5 exons.